AUGUUCAAAUACGGAUUCCCAGCUGCUGCUUUUCUGCUAGUAUCCAUUCAAGCAUUCCCCACUUCUCUUCAACAGCAGUACCCUCAGACCAUUAAACAAUAUCCUGCUCAACAGGAGGUCAAAUCAGCACAAACUGCUCCUCAACUCUCAGCACAUCAUGGCUUCAUGUAUGGUCCCCAACAAAGUGAACCUCAACUAUCCCAAUAUCCAACCGUUGCACCGACUGCUGCUCCGGCUCCAGCACAAGCUCCAAUCUCUCAAAUGCCACUGGAAAUCAAGCAAACUGCUCAGACACUUUUCAGCGAUCCAGACUUCCAGAUGUUAGCCAGAAGUUUGCAGUCUGGUACUGGAAGUGCUGGGUAUAAUACUCCACUCUCCGCUCGCGAUAUGCCACCAUGCUCUUCUGAUGGCCGCUCUGUCACUAUCGACCAUCUCCGUAUCUCCCCAGAAUCCCUCGUCCAAAUCGCUCGACUUGCUCAAGCCUUCGGAACCAACCCAGAUUGGAAGAAACUCCGUCUCUCCGAUAUGAAAUCUGCUCUCGGGUCUCAAAUGCAUCCAACCCAUCAAUAUGCUGCCAGAUCAAUCGGGUUGUGA
Messenger RNA from Caenorhabditis briggsae, 594 nucleotides. The transcript has 4 exons. The coding region runs from base 1 to 594 and encodes 197 amino acids. The record is from RefSeq and is a predicted model, not a curated record. Lineage: Eukaryota; Metazoa; Nematoda; Chromadorea; Rhabditida; Rhabditidae.